Coffea eugenioides is the source of this 1011-nucleotide messenger RNA. RefSeq names its product BURP domain-containing protein 16-like. The record is from RefSeq and is a predicted model, not a curated record. The coding region runs from base 1 to 1011 and encodes 336 amino acids. The transcript has a single exon. NCBI's taxonomy places the organism in Eukaryota, Viridiplantae, Streptophyta, Magnoliopsida, Gentianales, Rubiaceae.
AUGGCCUCUUCAACGUUUGCUAUCGUUCUCUUUGUCAUUGCCCUCACGUUUCCUACGUCCCAUUUUGCUGCCCACACUUCAUCUUCUUCAUUCACUGCAUUGAAUCAGCUCAAAUAUUGGGCAGAAAAUGUCCAAGGCACCAUGCCUGGAAAUCUUCUGUCCAAACUAUCUCCACUGAGCAAGGAACAAGCUGAACAUUUCACUUCAUUAGCGUCCGAGAAAAAUCUUCCAUUUGAUGCAAAUCUUUGCUCUCUUGCAAACCUAGCUUGUUUAUCCAAAGCACGUGUUGAUAGUUUCUUGGACAAGAAUAAUUACGGCUAUGGCAGAAUUAGCCCAAAUGUUGUCCUACAUGUUGAUCCUUUUUCUUUCUUCAGACUCUCACUUCUCAAACAAGGAAACAUGGUGCAUCUCUCAAGCUUGGAAAACCAAUUGCCCCAACAGUCAUUUCUUCCUUCUCAAACGGCAUCAAAGAUCUCUGUUACGGAAAAUGACCUACGAAAAUUAUUUCCUCAAUCCUUUGAAAGCCCGCAAACAAAAGAUGCCAUUCAAUACACCCUUAUUUAUUGCAAUACUCCUGCUCUUAAGGAAGAGCCUCAGAGCUGUGCAAAAUCCCUUGAGGAAAUGAUUGAAUUUUCAAAAACUGCCAUAGGUGACAAGAAUUUGGUGGCAUUGGCAUCGAAAAACACAGAGGGUUCUAGAAAAGAAUUGAUGGUUGGACGCGUGGAAAAGCUUAAAUAUGGAAAAACUGUGGCAUGUCAUCAAUUAUUUCUUCCUUUUGCAACAUAUUUCUGCCAUUUGCUGUCCAAUAUUGAAGUCUAUGCAGUAGAUGUUGUUGAACCUAGGACCAAAGUUCCAGUUAAUACAGUCACGGUGGUAUGUCAUAUGGAUACUUCAGGCUGGUCCCCUGAUCAUGUGGCCUUGAAGAUAUUGAAAACUUCUCCUGGCCAAAGUGAAGCAUGCCAUUGGAUGUCUCAAAGUGAUCUCAUUUUCAUUUCUCAAGGAAAGAACUAA